Messenger RNA from Pelobates fuscus (common spadefoot toad), 1503 nucleotides. RefSeq names its product transmembrane protein 19 (gene FAABTP). The record is from RefSeq and is a predicted model, not a curated record. Gene Ontology annotation, cellular component: membrane. Lineage: Eukaryota; Metazoa; Chordata; Amphibia; Anura; Pelobatidae. The coding region runs from base 194 to 1204 and encodes 336 amino acids. The transcript is spliced from 7 exons.
CCUAGCGGAAGUGAAAGGUGGUCAGGAGAGUGAUGGGUUUGGGUAUCUUCGUGUAUAGAGAGAAGCUGUCUAUAGACUGUACAGUAUAGCGGGAAUGGAGGCUGUUCUCCCUAUAAACCAGUUAUAUAGCCGAGGAAGGUGGUGCAGAAUUGGAAUGAAAGUCCUUAGCCAGGUUAUGUGUUGAUCAGUCCUCAUGCGGUUUAUUCAGGACGACCUGCAAAAAUCAUAUGUAAACAUGAUGAUGAAUAUUAUCAUUCUGUGCAUGAUCCUAUGCAUAUCUUUAUCUUUCUGGAUAAUAUCACUCACAGCAAGUACAUAUUAUGGUGAUCUCACGCCAGUCUCUCCUUGGCGCUGGUUAGUGUCUGUAGUGAUUCCACUGAUCAUCAUAACUCAUGGAUUAAGAAAGAAGAGCCUGGAUAACAGUGGAGCCCUUGGGGGACUUCUGGUUGGUUUCAUCCUCACUGUGGCCAACUUCAGCUUUUUCUCCUCUCUACUGGUUUUCUUCGUUACCAGCUCCAAACUCACAAAAUGGAAAGGCGAAGUGAAAAAACGCUAUGAUUCAGAGUAUAAGGAAGGAGGACAGAGGAAUUGGGUGCAGGUUUUUUGUAAUGGUGGUGUCCCUGCAGAACUGGCUCUACUCUACAUGGUAGAAGUUGGUCCUGGUGAAAUACCUAUAGACUUUUCAAAAGAGUAUACUGCUUCAUGGAUGUGUUUAUCACUCUUGGGUGCUCUAGCAUGUUCAGCUGGGGAUACUUGGGCUUCCGAAAUAGCACCUGUACUCAGCAAAAGUUCUCCACGAUUAAUAACUACAUGGGAAAAGGUUCCUACAGGCACAAAUGGAGGUGUUACUCUAAUCGGACUUUUAGCAAGCCUUCUUGGUGGCCUAAGUAUCGGUGUGGCAUAUUUUGUUACCCAGCUUCUGUUUGUGCAUGAUUUAGACAUUGCAGCUCCACAGUGGCCCAUUGUUAUCUAUGGAGCAGUGGCUGGCCUGGCUGGCUCAGUUAUUGACUCCUAUAUGGGAGCGAUCAUGCAAUAUUCAGGUUAUGAUGAAAAUACAGGACAGAUUGUCAAUCAUCCAACAAGGGACGCAAAACUAAUUUCAGGAAAGCCUAUCCUGGAUAAUAACGCAGUAAAUCUCUUCUCAUCCAUAUUUGUGGCUCUGAUGCUUCCUGGUGUUGCGUGGAGUUUUUGGCCUAGAGUUUGAAAUCCUGGUCAGGGAAAAUGUAAAAACUUAAUAACUAGCUAAAGAAAUAACUUUUUUUUAAGGGCAACUAUGUAGUUGCAGUGAGGGCUUAUUUAUUUUGUUGUAAAACUGGCCAAAAAUAAUGAGAGGAGAAAAAUUGCCUUGGAACAUCUAUGAAAAUGAAGUUCUGUCCUAACUUAAGGAGCGAUUAAUAAAACUUGACAUUGGCCCCAGUUAUUAGAAUGAAGGAAAGCAAAACCAGGUGUAGAACAGAUAAAUUACACAACACAAAUGUGAGAAAAACCUAUAGGAUGAAAUAA